AUGGCCCAAUCUUCGUGCCCCCUUCCUCCCCAGACCCCAGCUGCCAGCGGCAUCAAGGUUGCCAAAGAGACAGGUCAAGAGAUUGUUAGGCCCGAUAUCUCUUGGAUCCCUUCAUACAAGGUCUACAAGGACCGUGAAGAACGCUUGAAGCUGCUUUACCCAAAUCGCCACACAACUCUACCCUCUGAAUGGCCUGCUGAAGUUAAAGCCCCUAGGGUUUGGUCCGGUUCCGACUUCAAAUCAGAGGACGAGUAUGUUGUGCAGUUGAGUGCUGAAGACAUCGCUGAGAUUGAGGCUGGUCUUGCGCACUUCAAGAGGAACCUUGGUCCUGCCCAGGUCAACAAAGACACCUUUCCACUUCCUAGUCUAAGCGCUCGUCUCGAGGAGGUGUCUGAGAUUAUUCAUGAAGGACGAGGCUUUGUCAUUCUGCGGGGCCUUCAGCCGGACAAGUACUCCAAUCUAGACAACAUUCUGCUGUACCUUGGAGUAACAAGCUACAUUGCUGAGACUCGUGGAAUGCAGGACUUUGAUGGACGGAUGAUCCUUCACAUCUCUGCUGUCGUUGAAGAUAAGAAGAAUGGCAACAUGGCCCACGGCCCUAACUCUCCCUAUGUUACACGUGCUCAACCGUUCCAUGCCGAUCUGUGCGAUGUGCUCGCGCUGUACGCGCUGAAUGUGGCUGCAUACGGAGGGGAGUCCUACCUCGCGUCUACGGCCAAGAUCUACAACGAGCUUGCAAAGACUAGGCCAGACAUCAUCGAAGUGCUGGCCAAGGAUGACUGGGUGUUUGACGAAUUUUUUGAGGGUCAAUACCACAAUCGCCCACUCCUCUACAACUUCCCAGACCAUGGCCCAGUCUUUCAGUUCUCCCGCCGGCCGCUCACGGGUUCGCAUUUCUCACCUCAUCACCCCGCUGUGCCAGCCAUGACCGAGAUUCAAGCCGAGGCCCUCGAUGCUGUGCACUUCACGGCGCGUGAGCACGCCCUGGAGCUCCGCUUCAAGCCCGGAGACAUGCUGAUUUUCAAUAACUUCGCCAUGCUCCAUGCUCGCAGCGGGUUCGCUGACGACGAGGCUCAGGGCCGCAAGCGGCACCUUCUUCGGCUGUGGCUUCGCAAUGAACAACGUCGUUGGAAGCUUCCUGCGGGACAGCUUGAGCGCAUCAGCUGGGAGUGCUACGGGGACCAUCAAUGGCGCCGUGAGCUCGAGGUUUGGGAUAUUGACCGCAGCCCGCCGGAACUGAGGGUCAAGCAUCGCCGCGCGAGCUGCGCUUGA
Thermochaetoides thermophila DSM 1495 is the source of this 1272-nucleotide messenger RNA. RefSeq lists its product as uncharacterized. The transcript has 4 exons. The record is from RefSeq and is a predicted model, not a curated record. Gene Ontology annotation, molecular function: oxidoreductase activity. Bases 1 to 1272 code for a protein of 423 amino acids. Lineage: Eukaryota; Fungi; Ascomycota; Sordariomycetes; Sordariales; Chaetomiaceae.